GAAAAUAACAAAUCCCCACGAAACAAAAGAAAAAAUUACCUGUCCAACAGAAAGAGAGCAACCUCUGCAUCACUUUUCAGGUCCUCCACAUGCCCCAGUUGUCUCCACCACUCAAACGCUGCACCGAUGUUGACUCAGGUUCAGCCAAUCCUGUUAAAGUUCAGCCACACUCACCGAGGACAUCGACUGAAGCGUCUUUGAGCAGCAGGUUCCCUGAAAAACACGCUGGACCUCAGGAUGGCUUCUCCUCUGAUCGGAGGCUGUGGACGGACACCUCAACAGCAGUUCAACGCUUCAGAUACACUUCUGCGACACAGAGAAGUUAUGAGGAAGUCAGCUGGGAUACAAAGUUACCCCGGCGCUUGAAGGCACCAGAAACGACCCUGGAGAUAAUGGCAGACCCAGUGAGUGAGCGUCCCUCGACGAGGCGCUACAGUAGUAGACCUCAGCUGUGGCAGUCUGUCGGAGCUGAGUGGAACAGACAGCAGCUCCGGUGUAGGAAUGAUGCCAAGAAACCUGUUUCAUUCUGCAGUGGAUGUCUGAGGUCAGGUCAGAUCCCUCUGUACACCGGUACAAUUGGCUCUGAGAACAUGCAUAACAUUGACAACAUGGAUGAAGACUUUCACCCUCUGACCCUGAAGAGGAGCAUCAUCCCCCGGUACACGCCUACAGCACGCCGAACGACCAUCCCUGGAUAUACAGGCAAGGCUGCCUAUGUUAAUUCUGCUGCUCCAGCUGUCUGCAGCCCUGCACACCCCUCAGGGACAACUGAAGAAUCGGGGGGUCCCACUUUUGGCCAUGUGGCGCCCCUCUCUCGAACGGUGACCGCUGUGACCCCCUGCAACCCCUUCUUGAGACCUGCACUUCCUGCCUCACACACAAGCACACGGGGAAGGCAUUAGACAAAGCAGAUGAGAAAGUUUUGAAGGUGCCAGCCUUCCUUUUUAUGCCAUCCAAUCUGUUUAUAUGAAUACGUCUAUAAUGAUGUGAUGUCAGUGACUGAUUCGGAGUGAGUUGGAGAAUAAUGAGAUGCCCCAUUAUCAUAAUUUCCCUGAUUUAGAUGAGUGGUUUUCUAACUCUGGGUAGUGAGCUCUUGCUUUGUCCUUUUAAACAUUCACUCUCUCACUGACUCACUCACUUGCUCACUGUGUGUGUGUGUGUGUGUGUGUGUGUGUGUGUGUGUGUGUGUGUGUGUGUGUGUGUGUGUGUGUGUGUGUGUGUGUGUGUGUGUGUGUGUGUUCAUUUCAGCCCACACUCUGUGUUUCAGUCAUGAAGGGCAAAGAAAGGGAUCGUACAGAAAAUAUUAUUUAGGGAAGUGAGGAUUUCCUGCAUCAUGUUUAAUAUCUAUAAUUAACAGUAUACAACAUCAGGUACAACGGAUGCAUUAUGAGUAACAUUUUGGUAUUUACCAAAGAUACUUUGCUCAGGAAGAACAUAUUAAAUACAGUUUUCAGUCUAUGCUGCACACAUCAGUUAGAGGUGUUUUCUAUAUGUGUCUGUAAGACAGAUCGACAUUAUUAAGUCUCUGCCAACUAUAGCUUUAUGUCUGUGGUUUGUGCAGCUUCACGCUUAGACAGGAAAUAGGGAUGAGCUGGUUUUCCUGUUUCUCUUCAUCUAUAUUUUGUUUAGAUUUACAUUGCACAAGGACUUCUUUUUUUUUCUACCUGAACACACUGCCGACUUUGUGAGAAGUUGAAGUUGUGCGAUCACUAAUGCAUCAAGAUUUUAAUCCACAUGUCAGUUACACUGUCUGAAAUUUACUGACAUUAAAAAGGCACUUCAGUGAUUAAGUAUUUGGUGUACGUAAUGUUGGGGGUCUCACAAGAGACAGAACUGAACAAGACUGGUCAAAAUUGAAGCUGCAGAGGCUGAGAUAUCCUAACUUUAAAUAACGACUUUAAGUCAAAAUAAAAAUGUAUUGGAGCCUACAUUUCCCAUAAUGCAGCAGUCAUCAUUAGGGUUAUUUUUUCAAGCUCUGUAAGCUCCAUUAAGAGCUACAGAAGACAUUGUUCAAGCCGUAUUGUACUCUUUGUGAGGAGCAAGAGUAAGCUACUCAAAUUACUCACUGCAUAUUACACACUGAAACGAGUAAUCGCAUCACUUAACAAGUUAGUCAAAAGCAAAAAUAAUUAGACACAUUGUUUGUCACCUAACUUCCAUUACCCACGCAGCUGCACUAAGGGUUGUAGACAACUUGAAAUCCCUUUCACCUACAUGUGGUGUGUCAUUCUGUAGUUAACAUUCAGAAAUAGAAAACAAAAUCAUUUUAACAAGACAAGACGGUCAACUGUUAGUUAUUGAGGCUAUAGAUACAAACACACACAAAAUGAACAGACUUCCAAAUGUAUUGUAAUGGGUAACAUUAGCAAGCAAGCUUAGAACGCUGAGAUAGCGCACACUUGCGAACAAACAUUACCCGGUUAAAUGACUGCACUGUAUUGUAACACAUUAAUACUGAUGACAAGUAAACUAGACUUCAUGUGUAAAAGAUGUGUGCAUUUUCCCUUUAGCAGCUCAGAGUCAUUAAACCUAGCGACAAAGCAAACCAUAGAUUCCUUCAGAUUUAUCCUUUAAAUCAUCGUAAAUCCAUCAGAUCUAGAGAGUGCACUCUUCCUUUUGGCUCGAUAUCAGCUCACAACUCUGUGAGUGACUGACGUCUAGUCACCACCAGUUAAUGUGUUGAACAAUGUUGAAUUCAAGGUUAAAUUUAGAAAGCCAGCAAUUCCCCAUGAACCACUUUAUGAAAUGAUGGAGGGACCAGACUUAGCUAUCAUCAACUAAACCAUUUUAAAACAAAUUACUGAUCAUUGUUUCACGUUCGUAGGAUGUUUUGUCGUAAAUCGUGAAUGUCCCUUUAUUUAUUUAUUUUAAAUUGGUAUUCUACCCAAGUUUGUGUGUUUGCUGUUGUGUUUAAAAACCAAUAAAACUGCGU
Acanthopagrus latus (yellowfin seabream) is the source of this 2932-nucleotide messenger RNA. Its product is annotated as spermatogenesis-associated protein 48. Lineage: Eukaryota; Metazoa; Chordata; Actinopteri; Spariformes; Sparidae. Bases 90 to 902 code for a protein of 270 amino acids. The record is from RefSeq and is a predicted model, not a curated record. The transcript has 9 exons.